CAAGUCCUAACUAAUUACUCGUACGAGCGUUUCAUUAGCAGACUCCAUCACAUUAAUUCACCAGCCAAACUAGAUAAUUAUAUUCUUCCAUUUCUGAAAUGUUAAUGACGUUUUUGUCGCCACAUAACGACAAUAUUACCCCCCCUAAUCUCUCCUCUCAUUUAAUCAUAUCUUAAUUGUUUUUCAUUCUUCAGUGGGGGAUUAUUGGGAAGCUCAUCAGACAUCCAUGUCUGAUUUACCCAGCUAAGUUCCUUUUUUUUUCUGGCUACUCAAAAUUUCCCUUCCCCGUCGUCUAAAUCUCUUUGUUUGCUCCGCCGUCGGCUACAAAUCGUUUAAGAAACAUGCCUCCGCCUACCGCCAAGCCCCACGGCUCCACCACCGCCGCCACUUCAUUCUUCUCCGCCAUCAAGCCGCCGCCGUCCACUCCGCCGCCGCCUCUCUACACUAUCCUCUUCCUCCUCCUCCUAGUCACCCUCGGCUUCUACUUCCUCCACCACCACAGCCCAACAACAACCGCCGCCGCCGACUUCCUCACACCGCCCCAACAAACACCCCUCCGCUUCCGCGAACAAUUCCUCUCCCUCUCCACCAACGCCACCGUCUCCGCCUACCUCCACCACCUCACCCUCCGCCCCCACCUCGCCGGAACCCCCGCCUCCGCCGACACGGCGGAAUUCGUCCACUCCCACUUCCGCCGCCUCAAUUUGGACCCGCGCCGAGCCGCGUACAGAGUCCUCCUCUCUUACCCAAUCCGCUCCUCCCUCACCGCCCGAUUCCCCAACGGCACCGCCGUCGCCCUCUCCCUCGCGGAGGAAGGAGCGAAAAAAACAGGGGAAACAGAGGAGGGGCGAAACGGCGCCGUCGUGAGGCCGUACCACGCGUACUCACCGUCGGGCGCGGCGCACGCGGAGGUGGUGUACGUCAACACCGGAAGCGAGGAGGAUUACCGCCAGCUGGCGGCGCUCGGGGUGCGCGUGAAGGGGCGCGUGGUGCUGGCGAGGAAGGGCGGCGAGCUGAGCAGAGGCGGCGUGGUUCGGGUUGCCGAGAGGGAAGGCGCGGCGGCGGUGCUUUUAUUCGUCGGCGGCGGCGGAGGGGUGGAGAGAGGAACGGUGAUGAACGGAAUGGGGGACCCGCUCAGCCCCGGGUGGGCAGCGGCGGCGGAGGAAGGCGGCGGAGGCGGAGAGAGGUUGGGUUUGGAGGAAGCGGAAGCGUCCGGGAGGUUUCCGAGGAUCCCAUCGCUGCCGCUGUCGUUUGAGGACGCUGACGUCAUAUUGCGGUCGCUGGGCGGGCAAACGGCGCCGCCCGGGUGGGUCGGACCCGGGAUUGUCGCUCAGCGGGUCGGUCCUGGUCCAACUGUGGUCAACUUGACGUAUCAGGGAGAGAAGAAGGAGGUGACGAUUCAGAAUGUCUUUGCCGUGAUAAAAGGCUUGGAAGAGCCCGAUCGUUACGUGGUAAUGGGGAACCACAGGGACGCGUGGACAUACGGAGCUGUGGAUCCGAACAGUGGCACUGCGGCGUUGCUCGACAUUGCUCGUAGGUUCGCUCUUCUGCAGCGAAAUGGAUGGAGGCCUCGACGGACCAUUGUCCUGUCCAGCUGGGACGGGGAAGAGUUCGGUAUGGUAGGAUCUACGGAGUGGGUCGAACAAAAUCUUGUUAACUUGGGUGCCAAGGCAGUGGCCUAUCUUAAUGUGGAUUGUGCUGUUCAAGGUCCCGGGUUCAAUGCUGCUGCCACUCCUCAGCUCGACGAACUUCUUUUCGAGGUUACAAAGAAGGUUAAGGAUCCGGAUUUCGUUGGGGCUACGAUAUAUGACAAAUGGGCAGCCAUGAACCAAGCUACCAGUAUUGAGAGACUCAGUGGGGCGUUCUCCGAUUUUGCUCCGUUUCUGCAACAUGGAGGGAUUCCUUCCGUCGAUUUGUUCUACGGAAGAGAAUAUCCAGUCUAUCACACUGCAUUUGACUCGUACGAGUGGAUGGUGAAGCAUGCCGACCCACUGUUCCAUCGUCAUGUUACCAGUAAGUAGUCUCCUGAGAACAUUUAGCGGUAAUUCAAUCACGGUGAGUAUAUUAUACAAUUCAGCUUGACGAUGUGCAAAUGUGGUUUGUUUGUUGUUCUAAGUCGCUGAAAUCUGGGGACUUAUUGCACUCCAUUUGGCCGAUGACUCCAUCAUUCCAUUCAACUAUGUCUCCUAUGCACAACAGUUAUCUAAGUACACAGACGAGUUGAGCAACUUACUGGACGGUAGUACCAUUUCUCUUCACCCUCUAGUUUCGGCCAUCGAACAAUUUGCGUCUGCUGCUAAAGAAGCGGAAAAUGAGGUCAAGCAACUUCGAGAAGGAGACGGCAGAGAUGGGUUGACAGCAUUGAAGCAAAGGGCCCUGAACGAUCGGUUGAUGCUCACGGAACGAGGCUUCCUCGAUGCAGAUGGGAUUCAAAGCAGGCAUUGGUUCAAACAUCUUAUUUACGGGCCUCAUGGAGACUACAAGAGCAAACUGGAUUUCUUCCCGGGAAUAGCUGACGCCAUCCAUGAACUCUCGGUAAGCACGACAAUGGGCCGGUCAGGGCAGGAAGCUGCUAUCCAGCACGAGGUGUGGCGGGCUGCUAGAGCGAUUCAAAGGGCUGCUUAUGCUCUCAGAGGCCACAUCUUCGUCCCGUGAACAAAACAGGAAUAGACUUCACUUCACUCAUCGGUGAAAACUGAAAAGGAACUGUUUCUCCUAACCUUGCAGAUUUUGGGCCAUUUAGAGAUUGUGUAUAAACCCUCAGAUUUUUAGCUGUUUGUAAAUGAAACAGAAGAGAUGUACAUUUUCAGAGUUCUGUGACUGAGAAUGCAAAUGCAAUGUUUUCUUUUUUAUGAUACCUUUGCAAAAAAAAUCAAAAGAAACAGCGCGCCAGGAAGGGGUCGAACCUUCGACUUUCUGCUUAGGAAACAGACGCUCUAUCCACUGAGCUACAGGCGCU
Molecule: messenger RNA, 2959 nt
Organism: Linum tenue
Lineage: Eukaryota; Viridiplantae; Streptophyta; Magnoliopsida; Malpighiales; Linaceae
Source: the annotation of a GenBank genome assembly